Adineta ricciae is the source of this 1434-nucleotide messenger RNA. The record is from the annotation of a GenBank genome assembly. NCBI's taxonomy places the organism in Eukaryota, Metazoa, Rotifera, Eurotatoria, Adinetida, Adinetidae.
AUGCCGGAGAGUCUCGAGCAUAUUGACAAAAAUGCAUCAAAAGAGCAGAAAUACAAACAGGUUCUUGCUGAAAUCAAAAGUUUAGUUCAAUAUGAAAAGGAUUUGAUUGCGAAUCUUGCGAACAUCAGCGCAAUACUCAAAGAAAUCUUCGCAUUUUGGUGGGUCGGAUUCUAUCUAGUUAAAGAUAAUCAACUGAUCCUUGGCCCAUUUCAAGGUCCAUUAGCAUGUACAAGGAUUCAAAUGAACAAAGGUGUUUGCGGCGCAAGCUGGGCUCAACAACGGACUAUUUUAGUACCGAAUGUUCAUCAAUUCCCGGGCCAUAUCGCUUGUUCGUCAGCUUCCUUGUCGGAAAUUGUUGUCCCAAUUAUUCGCCGAGCAUCGUCGAACGAUGAACAAGGACAAGUGUUAGGUGUACUAGAUGUUGACAGCGAAUUUGAAAAUCAUUUCGAUGAAAUCGAUCAACGUUAUCUCGAACAAUUGGAUCCCGUGCGCCAAACUUGUUAUAACUACGAUCAUCUCGUGGAUGAAAAUGAAAGUAAUUCGAUCGUUUUACAAAUGAUUUAUCACAUCUUUACCUUCGGUUUGCUUACUCUACCGGUGCUUCUAACAGAACCUAUUAUUCCUAAUUCGUACGGACCCGUUUCACCAUCAUCAUAUAAUUACUAUGCAUAUCAACCAUCUCAACAACAACAGCAGCAGCCACAAACACCUUCACCUUAUUUGAAUAAGCGCAAUCCGAAUAAUGAUCCUUACUCAAACUCUCAACAAUCAUAUUCAUCCAUAGCAACAGCUUAUGGUUCUGCUGGUUCGAAGACAUCAUCAUCCAAGCAGUGUAAAUUACAUAUCAAUUGUCCAAAUGCAAGAAAUCGAGUGACACUUGAUAUUCAAGGACCGGCAGGCCCGCCUGGUCCACCAGGAAAACAAGGCAUGCAAGGACCAAGUGGUCCACCCGGAUUGCCCGGCCCACCAGGUCGUGACGGUCACUCAAAUAUCAAGUCUGCUUUUUUUGUCGCAUUGAAUAACACCUACUCUUUGCAAGCAGAUUCGUCUAUAAUCGUUUGGGAUGAUAUUUUACUAAACAAGAAUUAUCAUUUGAAUAGAACAACAGGUAUCUACUAUGCUCCAAUCAACGGUCUCUAUGAAUUUAGUUUAACUGUUUGUGUGCCGGCAAAUCAUAUCGCAUCUGUUUCUCUAUGUAAAAACACGGAAAAUGUUGCCCCACUAUGGGUGGAGGGUUAUUUAACAGCUGUUAAGAAUCAAAGAGUACCCGUUUGGAAUACGGCGUCGACAACUGUGGUUUUAUUUUUGAAUCGAGGCGAUCGAAUAUACAUUCGUGCCCAAUCCCGUAAUGAUGCCGACUAUAAUUUCAAAACAUCACUAUAUGGUUGGCGAUAUACUACAUUUGGUGGAUUUCUAAUUCACGAAGACAAUUAA